Cydia splendana is the source of this 1882-nucleotide messenger RNA. RefSeq names its product cysteine sulfinic acid decarboxylase (gene black). Gene Ontology annotation, biological process: carboxylic acid metabolic process. The transcript is spliced from 4 exons. The coding region runs from base 156 to 1685 and encodes 509 amino acids. The record is from RefSeq and is a predicted model, not a curated record. Gene Ontology annotation, cellular component: cytoplasm. NCBI's taxonomy places the organism in Eukaryota, Metazoa, Arthropoda, Insecta, Lepidoptera, Tortricidae. Gene Ontology annotation, molecular function: carboxy-lyase activity; pyridoxal phosphate binding.
AGUAUUUAAGAAGGCUACGCAAUCGGCCACGGGCUAAAACCGCUCAGCCGCUCGCGGCCGCUCGUCCAUUCAAAAUUAAAUAAAUGGUUUUAUUUUAACUUUAUUCUUCCGUAAAUGAAACGGUUAAAAGUGAAGUGAAAGAAGAUAGAACCACAAUGCCUGCCGAUUCGACCAUUAUCGCUGGGGAGGAGGAGAGACAAGACGAUACGCUGUUCCAGAGUAUUGCGGUUAGGUCAAAGCAUGAGGACUUUAUCCGACGCGCAGUGGAUCUGUUGGUGGACCGUGUGGUUUUCGGGAGGUCUUUGAGGACCUCGAAGGUUGUGGAGUGGGCUGCCCCGGAUCAGAUCAAGCAGGCGAUCGAUCUGAAGCCGCGAGAGGGACCAUUGAGCCAUGACCAGCUGUUGGGGAUCAUAGCUGAUGUUGCCCGCUAUUCGGUGAACACAGCACACCCUUACUUCGUCAACCAGUUGUUUUCGUCCGUAGACCCCUACGGUUUGAUCGGCCAGUGGUUGACGGAUGCCCUCAACCCGAGCGUUUACACAUACGAAGUUGCCCCCGUCUUCACUUUGAUGGAGGAAGACGUUCUCCGCGAGAUGAGGAGGUUCGUGGGCUGGGCCAAUGGGGAAGGAGACGGGAUCUUUUGUCCCGGAGGAUCCAUCGCUAACGGAUACGCUAUUAGCUGUGCUCGAUACUUCUUUUUCCCGGAAACUAAGAGCAAAGGCGUGUACGCCGUACCACGCCUGGUUCUAUUCACCUCGGAGCUAGCGCACUAUUCCACCAAGAAGCUGGCUGCUUUCAUGGGCAUCGGCUCAGACAAUUGCAUCCUCGUCAAAACCGACAAUCAUGGCAAAAUCGAUGUUAACGACCUGGAGAAGAAAAUAGAAGAAGCUAUUGAAGACGGAGCCACUCCAUUCUUGGUGACCGCUACAGCUGGUACUACGGUGUAUGGUGCCUUCGAUCCGUUGCUGCCGAUUUCCGCUUUGUGCAAGAAGCACAACAUUUGGUUGCAUGUGGACGCCGCGUGGGGAGGUGGAGCCUUGAUGUCUAAGAAGCAUCGGCAUCUACUAAACGGAAUCGAGCUUGCGGACUCGGUGACGUGGAACCCUCAUAAGCUCUUGGCGGCCCCGCAACAAUGCUCCACGUUUCUAAUUCGACACAAGAACGUACUCAAAGAGGGACACUCUUGCAAUGCCAAGUACCUCUUUCAGAAGGACAAAUUCUACGACACUUCCUACGACACGGGCGACAAACACAUACAGUGCGGACGGAGGGCCGACGUACUCAAAUUCUGGUUCAUGUGGAAAGCGAAAGGCACCGACGGUCUCGAGAAACAUAUCGACAAGAUUUUCGACAACGCCAAAUUCUUCCUUGACCAUAUCCGGCAACGCGAGGGCUUCCGGCUCGUUAUCGAACAGCCUGAGUGUACUAACGUCAUGUUCUGGUACGUACCGCAAUGCCUGCGAGGUCGCGAAAACGACCCAGAUUACAAAGAAAGGUUGCACAAGGUUGCACCGAAAAUAAAGGAGCGAAUGAUAAAGGAAGGAAGUAUGAUGGUCACGUACCAGCCGCAAGGUGAUCUCGCCAAUUUCUUCCGUAUUGUUUUCCAAAACUCUGCUCUAGACCACAAGGAUAUGGUAUACUUUGCUAACGAGUUCGAGCGGCUCGGUAAAGAUAUCGUAGUUUAAAUUCGGAUUCAAUUAUCUUUUUCGAAUUAGUUCCGUUAUUUAUGAAGUGUAAUGUUGUACAAAUAUUGCGUCAUGGCCUGUGAUUAAAUCUAAAAUUAAUUUAUAUUCGUCUAUAUCGAAAUGUUGUUUAGACGUGUCUAUGUUAUAGAAAUUUAUAAGUAGAAUAGUGUCUAUAAAUAAAACGUAGUUUAUGAAAA